AUGUCCUCCUCGACGCCCGCGCCGACAACAAACUCGCGCCGAGUCCCGCUCGACAAACGCAAGCGCACCGAGACGAGUUGCGACAAAUGCAAGUCGCGCAAGCAGAAAUGCCGCAAGGAGCCUGGCCAGGACGCGUGCCGGUACUGCAUGGUACACAACAUUGAAUGCCUUACCACGCAGCCUCGCAAGAAGCGCCUGUACGGCAGUGUCGAGGGCCUCGGGACCCGCCUGGCGCUGCUCGAGGCCCUCGUCAAGGGCCUGCUGCCAGAAGCCGAUGUCUCCAGCACCGAUGCCCUGCGCCAGCUCGCCACCUCGCACGGCAUCCCCCUCCCAGAAUCCGUCGCUGCCCAGGGCGAUGCCGACCACGACCACGACCACGACCCGGACGGCGACGACACCGUCUCGCUGCUCCCCGACCAGCAGGGCCAGGUGCAGUACAUAGGGCCCGCCAGCUCCUUUGCCUUCCACCUCAAGCUGCGCACCCUCGUCGGCCGCGGGCCUCUGCGCGAGUUUGUCCUCUUUGGCAAGAACGCCGCCUCGACAUCGCCCGAGGCCACCGACCAUCUGCACCACCACGCCCAUCACAACCACCACCCCCACGCCCUGUCCAACCCGCCCGCCUCCCUCGACCCCGCCACCGCCGCUGCCCAGCUCGCGCCGAACCAGCGCCCGACCCUCGAGCUGCUCGUCCGCACCUUCUUCGACCGCAUCCACCCAGACAUCCCCGUCCUGCACGAGCCUUCGUUCCGCGAGGCCUACGAUGCCUGGCUCGCAGACCCCCGCAAUGCAGACCCCGCCUGGCUGUGCACCUUCACCUGCAUGCUGCUGCUCGCCCGCCGUGUCGCCCGCGUCUCCUUUGCCGAGGACCAGGAGCGGCUGUGGUGGCACCGCGUCCAGAAGCUGCUCCCGGGCGUCAUCUUCACCUCGAGCGUCACGGCUGUCCAGGCCCUGAUGCUCGCUGCCUUGCACCUGCACAACACCAACCACCGCGACGCCUGCUGGAACCUGACGGGCGCCGCCAUCCGCAUAGCCCACGCCAUUGGCCUGCACCAGGACAGCGUGAGCGCCGGCAGCACGCCCCUCGCCAAGGAGACGCGCCGCAUGCUGUGGUGGGUCCUCUAUGGCUUUGAGACGAUGCAGAUAUCCUCCUACGACCGCCCCAGCGCUAUGGAAAUGGCCGGCGCAAAACUCCGCUACCCCAGUGACAAGAUUAUCAACGGCUCUCCUGGCAUCCUGGCCGCCUAUUGUCGUCUGACGGCGCUGUUGGGCACUGUAUGUCGCGCCCCUAGGACACUCAAGCCAAACGCAAGCGACGAGGCCUAUGUCGGACCCCUGUCCCCUGCCGCAUCUGUCCUGCGCGACCUGGGCCGAUGGAAGGAGACGCUCCCACAACAUUUGCAACCAGAAGCCAUUGACGCUACCCCACCCGCCAGCCGACGGAGUCUGGUUACGAUGCACAGUCUCCAUCACUACACCAUGAUUGUUUUGUGUCGCUCAGCACUUCUUGCUCGCGCUUCUACACUGUCCAAAGCCGGCACUGACUCGACCAAUCCAGCUCUGAUAGCAAUGGCGGACGCCUGUUCGGAAGCCGGCCGCGACCUGGCCCAGUUGCUGCUCAAGUCAGAUCAUCUUGGAGUAUUUGAUCCCGUCGUCUCAUUCGAUGUCUGGUACAUGCUAGCUUCAAGCUCGGCACUAGUUCUCGACCUGGUUUGUCUAAACAAGCUCGAGGGUACUGACAUGUCUGAAUCCCGUAUUCUCCUCUCCCAGCUUGCCGACCUCGCCCAGCGGCACCGCCGGAAUCCCUACAUGCCCGGCACCCUGGAGAAGUUUGCUUCCCUCGUUCCCGAACUACAUUCCAUGGCCGACUCGCUAGCUUCGCCCGUCCGCAUCUCCGAACCAAAAACAGAAUCUCAUGAGCCUCUACUGCAACCCGCACUCCCAACUCAGCCACUGACACAGCCACCUACCGUGCCGCACAUGUACCACCAAUCGCCCCCUGCGGUUGGCUCGUACAUGUUUGCAGAUGACAUGCAGAGCCGCGGAUACCCAGAACAACCGUACGUUGGUCCGGCCAUUCAUCCCACUGGCCGGUAUGAUCGAAACACGCAAAUGCAUUUUAUGGACUUUACCAUCAACAAUAUGAGCGAGUGGAAUUGGCACGAUAUGAGCAGUCUGCUCGGCGAUGGCGUAUCAGGCGUACCAAAUAUACCUGGCGAUUCCCAUGUACAUGGACCGCAGUCUACAGGGCCAAACUGA
Molecule: messenger RNA, 2256 nt
Organism: Bipolaris maydis ATCC 48331
Lineage: Eukaryota; Fungi; Ascomycota; Dothideomycetes; Pleosporales; Pleosporaceae
Product: fungal-specific transcription factor domain-containing protein
Biological process (GO): DNA-templated transcription; regulation of DNA-templated transcription
Molecular function (GO): zinc ion binding; DNA binding; DNA-binding transcription factor activity, RNA polymerase II-specific
Source: RefSeq, a predicted model, not a curated record